This is a messenger RNA of Budorcas taxicolor (takin), 3231 nucleotides long. It is a transcript of the gene HELB, whose product is annotated as DNA helicase B. The transcript is spliced from 13 exons. The coding region runs from base 1 to 3231 and encodes 1076 amino acids. Lineage: Eukaryota; Metazoa; Chordata; Mammalia; Artiodactyla; Bovidae. The record is from RefSeq and is a predicted model, not a curated record.
AUGGCCUCGUCGAGUCAGCCCUUGCUGGAGCUGCAGGGACCACUGCUCCCACUCAAGGACAUGGUGGAGGAGGAAGACGAAUAUUUAAGGGAGGACGCGGAGGAGGACGAAGACACGGUGUUUCUAGACGCAGAGGAGCUUUGCAGUGGGGGCGUAAAUGCUGGUAGCCUCCCUGGGCUGCUCCGUGUUUCUGUGUUUGAUGAAAACACUCAGGAGAAAUGUGACGUGUUUGGACGUUUUCCAUUAACUGAUGCUUGGUGGCGAGUGAAGGUACAGGUAAAGCCAGUAGGAUCAAGGAGCUAUCAGGUUCAAGGAUUUCCAUCUUACUUUUUACAGUCAGAUAUGUCACCACCAAAUCAAAUCCACAUCUGUUCCCUCUUUCUUAAAGAGUGUAAUGUCUCCAGUGAGCAAAGAAUUAAGUUUUUUACAUGGUUAAAUAAUAAAUCAAGGUAUAAAGACCUCAAUUUUGAAAAUCUUAUGGAAAACUUAAGAACUUGGCAAGAGGAAAUUGAAGGGAAUAGUCAAGAACAGUCUACGCAGAAAACACAAGAGUCACCACCAGGUCAUGAGAUGCCGCUUCCUCUGGAAUUCACAUUUCCAUUUAAAACGGUGAUGAGAGCUUUGCAGUUUCCAAAAAUAAUGGAAUUCCUUCCAGUUCUUCUGCCCCGACACUUCAAACAGCUCAUAACCUCAAAUUCUAUAGAGGUAUUGCAAGAGAUAGAAGAGAUUUUAGGUACACAGCCAUGGAAACUUGGAUUUCGUAAAAUAACCUACAGAGAACUGAAGCUUUUGCGAUGUGAAGCAAGUUGGACGUCGUUUAGUCAAUGCAAGUCUCUUUUCCAGUUGAUGACGGAUUUGGAGAAGAAUGCUUUAAUAAUAUAUUCUCAACUGAAGCAGAUAUGUAGAGAGCAGGGGCACACGUGUGUUGAAGAAGCUGACUUAACUUUUCAACUAUCAGACCUCAUGUCUUUUCACGAUGCUUGGCAGUCUCUGAAGUUCUUGAAGGAUAUUGGUGUGGUGACGUAUGAGAAGGGCUGUGUCUUUCUUGAUGACCUUUACCAGGCUGAGAGAGGCAUUGCCUCUUCAGUCUGUGACUUGAUGACCAGGCCCCCAUGGCAAUUACAGGUCGAUGUCAAAAAGGUGCUUGCAUCUAUUCCCCCAAGACCUGAGAAUUCAGGAAGUGAUGAUGCACUGAAUAAAAGUAAACCCAAUGAAACAAGAUUAGAAGAUCUUGUGGAUAUUUUGGACACGCAAGACAGCGGUGACCAUAUUUGGGAUGAUAGUGAAAAUGAAGUGAAUGCAGAAAUGAGUGAGGGUCAGCUGGAUCAAGACCAGAUGACUGCUCUGGACAUGAUUUGCUCCAAUGCUGUGACAGUCAUAAGUGGGAAAGGUGGCUGUGGGAAGACCACAAUUGUUAGCCAGCUUUUUAAGCACAUAGAGUUGUUGGAAGAAAGAGAAGUGAAAAAAGCUUGUGAAGAUUUUGAACAAGACUGGAAUGUACCAGAAGAAUGGAUCACCUUCACCGAGCAAAGUCAGCAGAAACAGGACAAGGCUAUAGAAGUUUUACUUACGGCACCUACAGGGAAAGCAGCUGGCUUACUGAGACAGAAAACUGGUUUUAACGCUUAUACACUUUGUCAGGUCAAUUAUAGUUUCUAUUUAUGGAAGGAAAAAAUAAAGACCAAGAACAGGCCAUGGAAAUUUUCUUCGGUUAGAGUUCUGGUUGUGGAUGAAGGGAGUUUGGUCUCUGUAGCAAUCUUCAAGUCGGUUUUAAAUUUAUUGUGUCAGCACUCCAAACUUUCUAAACUUAUUGUCCUUGGUGAUGUUAGACAGUUACCCAGCAUUGAACCUGGUAACUUGCUGAAAGAUCUUUUUGAAACUCUUAAAUCAAGGAAUUGUGCUAUUGAACUAAAGACAAACCAUAGAGCAGAAUCUGAACUAAUUGUGGACAAUGCUACAAGAAUCUCAAGACGCCAGUUUCCAACAUUUGAUGCAGAGUUGAAUAUCUCUGAUAAUGUGACAUUCCCUGUCUCAGUACAAGAUAAAUCAUUUAUUUUUGUCAGACUCCCAGAAGAUGAUGCCAGUUCUCAGUCCUCAAAAAGUAACCAUCAGUCUUAUUUAUAUUCUGCAGUUAGUACUUUACUCCAAGAAAAGGACCUAGAAGAUGUGAAAACCUCACAAUUUAUUGCCUUUAGAAGGCAGGACUGUGACGUGAUCAAUGCCUGCUGUUGCAAGCACUACACAGGACGUCUAAUCAAAAACCAUCAGAAUAGACUUGAAUUUGGAGUUGGUGAUAAAAUUUGUUGUACCAAGAAUGCAUAUCUCUCAGAGUUACUCCCUGAAAAUACCUUCAACAGUCAACACAAUAAUGAAUUAAAAGCUAGUGGUGAAGACUUUAAUGGUGGUACUCCUGGUUUUGCUAAAAAUAAGCAUGACUUUGAAAGUGGUACUCGACUCUGCAAUGGAGAAAUAUUUUUUAUAACAGCGGAUAAAACUGAUGUAACUUUUGGAAAGAAAAGAUUUUUGACCAUUAAUAAUAUGGCUGGCCUGGAAGUAACUGUGGAUUUUGGGAAACUAAUGCAAUAUUGUCACAUAAAACAUGCAUGGGCAAGAACGAUUCAUACUUUUCAGGGGUCGGAGGAGAAGACAGUUGUGUACGUGGUGGGGAAGGCGGGCCGCCAGCACUGGCAGCACGUGUAUACCGCCGUGACCCGGGGCCGCUGCAGAGUGUACGUCAUCGCAGAGGAGUCUCAGCUUCGGAGUGCCAUCACGAGAAAGAGCGUUCCUAGGAAAACUCGUUUAAAACAUUUUCUGCAAAACAAACUUUCCAGGAGCUGUACGUCUCCAGCAGAGUUUGCUUCCUCAUCAAAGAAUCCUGAAGAUAGCAGGGGACCCAGCACACAGCCGCCAGCAUCUCCACUGUCUACAGUCACAGCUGACACGGUGACAAAUGACAGCCCCGGAAGUGGGGACCCUGUGGCUGAUGACACGCUGCUUGCCUUUGCUGAAGGAUGGGAAUUAUCUUCACAUGAUGAAGUGGAUGCAACUAAGGAUCCGUCACAACUGAGAGGGUCCAAAAGAACAUGUUGCUUGCAUGAUGCUGAAAGUCCAAGCAAAAUUCUUAUGGUGGAAGAGUCAUCUCCACAAGUGUCUUCUAAGCUUCAGAAUCUGAGACUAAAUAGUUUAACCCCCAGGCAACUUUUCAAAUCCACAAAUAAUCAAGAAACUUAG